AUGUGGGAUAUCGUGCGAGACUCGUCCUUUGGCCAGUGUCUGCGCAUUAUGAGCAGCAGACGACUGGCCAAAUACCCAGAGGAACGUGCCAACUUUGAAUUACCAGCAGGGUAUCUAGAGUCAUGCAGCCGGCUCGCUCUUCGUUCGCCAAUAAUUGAGUCAAAUGUUGAUCCGGAAACUGUCCCACAGGAAAAGGAUGACCUGGCAGGAGCUACAGUCAUUGCAUGGACAUCACGCCCCUCGAUACACUGGAUCGUCAGCAUGGUUGGGAUCGCGCUCAGCAUGUGUGGUGUCUUCAUCAUCACUCAAUGCAUGUUCAUUUACUUGCCAUUCACAUACCCGCGCUAUGCGGGCUCUUUGUUUGCAGCCAAUGGCUUCGCGCGGAGACUCCUAGCGGGCGCCUCAAUCUUGUUUUCGGAGCCCAUGUUCGGUGGCAUCAAGGUAUCUGGAGGCGUCACUUUGCUGGCGAGUUUCAGCGUCCUUGGCAUCGGGGGGAUGUUUGCCCUGUACUUUUUUGGUGCAGCUCUGAGAAAGCGAAGUCGGUUUUUUGGAAUGUAG
Molecule: messenger RNA, 558 nt
Organism: Talaromyces atroroseus
Lineage: Eukaryota; Fungi; Ascomycota; Eurotiomycetes; Eurotiales; Trichocomaceae
Exons: 2
Coding region: 1-558 (185 amino acids)
Biological process (GO): xenobiotic detoxification by transmembrane export across the plasma membrane
Molecular function (GO): fluconazole transmembrane transporter activity
Source: RefSeq, a predicted model, not a curated record